AUGCCCGCCCAAGAAGCUGAUCAAGACGCACAUGAUAGUGAUGACGCCACCGCGACAGCCAGCUCGCCGCCGCCGGACAACACGCUCCUUCUCAUGCCGGCAUGGGGCUCAUCCGGUGGUAUCAGUGGCGUCAAGAUCGUCACUGUCGUCCCGGGCAACUCAGCCAGGCAGCUGCCGGCGGUCAUGGCCUCGUACAUUGUCAUCGAUGGCAUGACUGGUGCUCAUGUGGCUCUGCUCGACGGUGCCGUGCUGACUGCUCGUCGGACCGCGGCUGUUGGUGCGCUUGGCGCUAGCCUCCUCGCCCGUCCCGACUCGACCAAGCUGCUCAUCGUCGGCGCGGGCGCUGUCGCCUCGCAACUGCCGUACGCCUACGCCGCCGCCAUGCCCUCCAUCAACCAUGUCACCGUCUACAACCGCUCGCAAGAGAAGGCUCAGCUCCUAGUCGACCAGCUCAUUGCCGACGGCUUUGACGCCGUCGUCGCUACCGAGCUUGAGACCGCCGUCCGGAGCGCCGACAUCAUCUCGUGCGCCACUCUCGCCCGCGAGCCCAUCAUCCUCGGCGAGUGGCUCGCCCCGGGCCAGCACCUCGAUCUCAUCGGCUCGUUUACGCCACACAUGCGCGAGGCCGACGACGUUGCUGUCUCCAAAGCAGAGGUAUACGUCGACGUCUCCGAGGCACUGGCCGAGUCUGGCGACAUUGCUUCGCCCAUCACUGCCGGCGUCCUCGCGCCCGACGACGUCCGCGGCACCCUCGCCUCGCUCUGCUCCGCCGACCAGCGCCCGCCGCGCGAGCCCUCGCACAUCACCCUCUUCAAGUCGGUCGGCUCCGCUAUCUCGGACCUGGCCUGCGCCGGUGUCGCUGUCCCUGCGCCCGAGCCGUAG
This is a messenger RNA of Thecamonas trahens ATCC 50062, 882 nucleotides long. Its product is annotated as ornithine cyclodeaminase. The record is from RefSeq and is a predicted model, not a curated record. The transcript has a single exon. NCBI's taxonomy places the organism in Eukaryota, Apusomonadida, Apusomonadidae. The coding region runs from base 1 to 882 and encodes 293 amino acids. Gene Ontology annotation, cellular component: cytoplasm.